ACCUGUUAUUUGCUAAUGCCUUUCAACAUGCCAAAUUUUAGUUAAUAUUUUGUUUGCUUGAUAACCCUGCUUAAUAAAAUACGGGUAUGCUUUUAGAUUUUCCCAUGAAUGCCUUCUAAACUUUUCACCUGUCAGGUUUUGAAUCCGCCCGCAGUGACUCUGUAGAGAGUUAUGAACCUCGGCAAGAGCUUGCUAGGAAGUUAUCCUUCAGCUCAGCAAGUUUUGCCACUUAAACAUCCAUUGAUCAGUACAAGGAGGAAAAACAAGCUCAGUAUUCGCUCUUCUGCAGAGUGUACAGGCACAAAAACUGAGCUCCUCAGCUCGAAAAUGAAGACCUACAGGCUCUCAGAUCUGCAGUCUUCAGAGCUUCAUGAUCUCAAGGCUCGCCCUCGUAUCGACUUUACUUCAAUUUUUGGCGUGGUUAGCCCCAUUGUUGAGGAUGUUCGAAAAAGAGGGGAUGCUGCUGUUAGAGAGUUUACUACCAAAUUUGACGGUGUUAAAUUGGAGAAGAUCGUGGAAUGUAUUACCGACCUGCCAGAUCCAGAGCUUGACCCAGCCAUACAAGAAGCAUUUGACGUAGCUUAUGAAAAUAUAUGGGCCUUCCAUGAUGCUCAACGGAUUCCUGAACAAGUUGUUGAGAACAUGAAAGGAGUAAAGUGUAAACGAGUUGCUAGGAGUAUACAUGCAGUGGGCCUUUAUGUGCCAGGUGGAACUGCAGUUCUACCCUCAACAGCUUUAAUGCUGGCCGUGCCUGCAAAGCUUGCUGGCUGUAGAACUAUUGUACUGGCAACUCCUCCAAGACCUGAUGGUUCUAUUUGCAAGGAAGUGCUUUAUUGUGCAAAGAAAUCAGGUGUCACUCACAUACUAAAAGCUGGUGGUGCACAGGCAAUUUCGGCCAUGGGCUGGGGUACUGCUUCAUGUCCAAAGGUGGAGAAAAUUUUUGGCCCUGGAAACCAAUACGUGACAGCUGCGAAGAUGAUUUUACAGAACAGUGAAGCGAUGAUUUCCAUUGACAUGCCUGCAGGACCAUCAGAGGUUCUUGUAAUUGCUGACAACCUUGCAAGUCCCGUUCAUGUAGCUGCAGAUUUACUCUCCCAGGCAGAACAUGGGCCUGAUAGUCAGGUGGUUCUCAUUGUUGUUGGAGAAGGUGUGAAUCUGGAUGCAAUUGAAAUGGAACUGGAGCAGCAAUGCAGUAAACUUCCGCGUGGGGAAUUUGCUGCCAAGGCACUAGCUCAUAGCUUUACUGUUAUUGCUAGAGACAUGAGAGAGGCAAUUUCAUUCUCUAAUCUAUAUGCACCCGAACAUUUAAUUAUAAACGUGGAAGAUGCAGAUGAGUGGGUGGGUGACAUUGAGAAUGCAGGUUCUGUAUUCUUGGGAAGGUGGAGCCCUGAGAGCGUUGGGGAUUAUGCAAGCGGUACAAAUCAUGUCCUUCCUACUUAUGGAUAUGCAAGAAUGUAUGGUGGUGUUUCAUUGGACUCUUUUCUGAAGUAUGUUACUGUCCAAUCCUUGACGGAGGAUGGACUUAAAAAUCUUGGUCCAUAUGUUGUUAAGAUGGCCGAGGUAGAAGGUUUAGAGGCUCAUAAGAGAGCAGUGACAUUGCGGUUGCAAGAUAUUGAGAGACGGUCAUCAUCAUGAGUGUUCAACAUGAUCUCAGGCAUAUCCAUUCUCAGCCUGUAGUUCAGAAGUUUUUACUAAAUUUUCUGUAUUAUGAUUUAAGUACUGCAUUGGUAGAACGUAAAGCUUUAAGGAAUGUCUUAUCUGGUCGACAGUGUCAAAUUUUUUUCUUUAAAAUUGAAGUUUUGAAAAAUAUACCGGCCAAUUUCAUUACCAGUGUUAUGACUCCAAAAACAUUCUGCUUUUUCUUCAGUGGAUCUUUCUGACAAUUCUCUUAUAUCUUGAACGUUAUAUUAUGCCAGUGUAAACCAAUUACAAAUGAAGUGAAACGUCCCAUUGUACAUGAAAGGGGCUCCGCUAUACUGAAGAGGCUUCUUGGUGAGGCCGCUACCCUUCUCUUGUGAUUGAUUCCAAUUUUAAUACACAAGAAGGAACUCAAAGUUGGAUUAGAUAGAUAAUGCCAAUUUAUUAUUUCUA
Molecule: messenger RNA, 2091 nt
Organism: Cryptomeria japonica (Japanese cedar)
Lineage: Eukaryota; Viridiplantae; Streptophyta; Pinopsida; Cupressales; Cupressaceae
Product: histidinol dehydrogenase, chloroplastic
Exons: 14
Coding region: 172-1635 (487 amino acids)
Biological process (GO): L-histidine biosynthetic process
Cellular component (GO): chloroplast stroma; cytoplasm
Molecular function (GO): histidinol dehydrogenase activity; NAD binding; metal ion binding
Source: RefSeq, a predicted model, not a curated record